GGCAAAACAUGUGAUACUUCAGUGCCAUUGUCUUCUGCUGGUGCCCAUAAAUUCCUAUUCAACACAUAUCAGCAGUGCUGAAUGAGUUGCCAUUGCCUAUAUAAGCAUAUUCAAAGAGGUAUCUACCACCACAGCUCUCAACAAACUUCAAAGUAUUCAAAGCUUCCUCUGCUUUGAGUUCUUUAGUAAUUCUUUGCUUUUCUCAACUGUAACUAAAAGAUCAUGGCUAUUCUUCGUAUGAUCAAGAUGUCUUCCACAACUAGAGAUGUUCCCAAGGGUCACUUUGCUGUGUAUGUUGGGGAGAAUCAGAAGAAGAGAUUUGUGAUCCCAAUAUCAUUCUUGAGCAAACCUUCAUUUCAAGAUUUUCUUAGUCAAGCUGAGGAAGAAUUUGUCUUCAACCAUCCAAUGGGUGGUGUGACUAUUCCCCGUAGUGAGGAUUUGUUCAAUGAUCUCACAUCUCGCUUGAGGAAGUGAGAAGGAAACCAGUCCCCAUUUUUUGCUUACACAAUUUUGUAGAGUUGUAAAUCAGGAUCUCCACUGUGUAAAGUUCAGAGUUAGAAGAAACACUAGGUAGACUUGGGACACAUUUUUUGCUACUUCAAUAGAAAUUGAAGUAAUGAACCAUUUUA
This is a messenger RNA of Lycium barbarum (goji berry), 629 nucleotides long. RefSeq names its product auxin-induced protein 15A-like. Lineage: Eukaryota; Viridiplantae; Streptophyta; Magnoliopsida; Solanales; Solanaceae. Bases 223 to 474 code for a protein of 83 amino acids. Gene Ontology annotation, biological process: response to auxin. The record is from RefSeq and is a predicted model, not a curated record. The transcript has a single exon.